AUGGUUGUCUUGAUUACCUCGGGCAUCAAGCUUCAAUGCAUUUAUGGGAGUGACCAAGUCAGUCAGAUCACAACCUAUGACUCUGCAGCACGAGAGAUGUUGCAGAGGCCAGUCCAUAUCAGCUCAUUUUCGGAGGAUGUCAAGAAGCAUCAAGAAGACGCCUCUCCGCAGAACACCAAAGACAGCUUUUUGAAUGGCAGAGAAGACGUUGCUGAUGCGACAGCGGUUCAAGCGAGGCCAUCAAAGACACUGAAGACGGAACAUCAUAGACCGUCUCCGAUUAGGUCGCGUGAGUAUCAAGAUGCCGUCUUCGGAAUUUCCAGCUGCGAAAGCUUACUGGAAUGGGCAAUCUUCGAGCCCUUCAGAGGAUUGGGGACUGUCAAGUCAUUCGUGUUACCAUCGCAGCAAGCAACAGCGGCGGGCGACCAAACAAACGACGGAGACAGGAAUUGGCAAGUCCAUGAGGACCAUUUCGUCCCGCCCUGUCAACGAUUUAUGAAGAUUGUUCUUCAUCCGACCCUUCCCGUGCUGAAUGGCUCCGAGAUCGACAUCUUGUUGCAAGCGUAUAAUGGAACGGCGAGCCAUGAAUAAAGAGCAGGUGCCUUUUUCAACUGCACUUACUGCGUACUAUACCUGCAGAUUGCGGGAAGGAUGCGUGACUACUUCGCCCUCCUCUGAAGCUUGACAGGCGACGCACUCAGGAAGCAUAUCCAAAGUCUGGAUUAGCAAUGUCUUUUUUAGCUCCUCGAGAGAAUUCUGUGCGGCACGUACUACCGUGUUUUUGAAAUGUCCUUUGUUAAUGUAAUGCCUAUCUUUGUUCGAAC
Cladophialophora immunda is the source of this 824-nucleotide messenger RNA. RefSeq lists its product as uncharacterized. The transcript is spliced from 2 exons. The coding region runs from base 1 to 591 and encodes 196 amino acids. NCBI's taxonomy places the organism in Eukaryota, Fungi, Ascomycota, Eurotiomycetes, Chaetothyriales, Herpotrichiellaceae. The record is from RefSeq and is a predicted model, not a curated record.